ACGUAGAAAAAUGCAUGUUUAUUUGCAUGUUUUCACUUUUCAGGUUCAGUUCAUUUAUUUAACAAAGCCGUUGACAGUGGAGUAAUGUUGUAGGACAUAUACAACAGUUCACCCGUAAUUCACGAAGCCGGCGAAUUUUCGACUUUCAGCCCGUAUUAUUCUGUAUUGACGCAGUAGCGCGAUGUUUGAACAAAAGAGGAAAAGAGUAGGCUACACCUGCCAUGUAGUGUGCUCGGUAGUGUACCGGCGACCGGCAGUGUGAGAUGAGGUGACAAGAGGCGCUGUGGCAGGAUGCACCACUUGCUCUGGGGGAAGGUGGUGCUGCUGCUGGUGGGCGUGGUGGCGGUGCUGCAGGUGGUGCACCUGGUGCUGCUGAGCCGGCUCGAGUCGCGCCACCGCCGCCAGCCUGCCGCGGGCCACGCCCCGCCCCUCCCGGUCGCCGCUGGCACUCAGGUGGAGUCUCUGUUCUCUUCACUGGCGCUGUCGCUGCAGCAGCACGGCCGCGUCCUGGACGCCAGUGGGGAGUACCGCCUGGUCCCUCACCUGGCCACGACAGCACGCCGGCCAGUCGCUGCAGACACCACACUUGUCACACAGUGCUCUUACGGGCACCUCCAGCUCAUCCCGGCGCUUGUCGAACGUUGGCAGGGUGUGGUUUCGGUGGCGGUGUACGCCGAGUACCGGGAUUUGUCGGCGGCACUGUGGGCCAUCGCCAGCCUGCGUUCGUGUUACUCUGGCAUCCGGCAGAAUGUGUCGUUCCACCUCGUCUCGCCGAUGUCCUCUGCGGGAGGGAGGGGCAGGGAGGUGGCGCCGCAACCGCCACUCGUCCCACCCCCACCAAGUGGCGCCGACCCGUGCAGCACGGCCGGCAUGCAGGUAUCCGGUGCCUAUAGAGCCAAUUAUGCUGGAGGGGCCCGUUACCCGAACAACCUGCUACGCAACGUCGCUCGUCGAGGCGCCGAAACCGAGUUUGUACUCGUUGCAGACAUCGACAUGGUGCCGAGUGCAAACCUGCGAGCGGAUUUUUACGAGUUCGCACUGCGGGGCCGUCUCUUCAGCGAAUCGCGGCGUGAUGACAAAACUGUGUACGUGGUGCCCGCCUUUGAAGCUCCAGAGGCCGUCCCUCCUCCGGAGGAUAAGGCACAGCUACUGAAGCUGGCUGAGAAGGGCCUGCUGCGGCCAUUUUACAUUGAGCUCUGCCUCAAGUGCCAGGUGCACACAGAUUAUGAAGCAUGGCAGAAGGAGCCGCCAUCCAAGGGUCUGUCACCAUUGUUUGAAGUUCUGUGGAAGGACCCGUGGGAGCCAUUCUACAUUUCUCGUAACUCUGUACCCUUUUACGAUGAAAGAUUUAAGCAGUAUGGAUUUAACAGGAUCAGCCAGGUGUGCGAGUUGCAUGUUGCAGGCUACAAAUUUUCUGUCCUGAAUAAUGGAUUCCUUGUACAUAGAGGUUUGAAAACAGCCAAUUCAUUCCACACUAGCAAGGACAUUGAACAGGAACGAAAUAGGAUGCUGUUCCGGCAGUUCAAGAUAGAACUGAAAGACAAGUACCCAGAGUCAUCUCGCCGCUGUUACUGAUGUUAAUAAUUAAUUCCAGCUAUGUGGAAAGUUUUCAAAAACAGUGGUGCUGCUGAAUGAAUAUUGCUCUUUAGUACAAGCACAUAUACAAGAUGGUUGUAAUUUGAAGGCAGCUACAGAAAUUUACAUACCUUAAGAAUCAUUUAACUUUUUAAGUAUGUUAUUGCGCAAAGCUCAUUUUUUUUUUAAACUAAUUGUUACCAUAGUCAUGUAUGAAUCAGUUUUGUGUACCUGAGUUUUGAACAUCUAAAGACAUUAUACUAUUAGUUACAAAAAACUCCAUGUUAUUCGUAUAAAAGACUGUCUCUCUACGAUAUUAUAUAAGUACAAUUUUUAUAUUCACUUGACUUGAAGUAUUGUUAAGUUUUUAAGCUAUAUUAUUCCACAUAUUGACACCAAAUGCUACAAUGUAUUAUUAAUUUGUACAAUAUAACAUCCCUCUGAGCACUAGGUAAUUCUGUACCAUAAAAAUGCAUCUGAUGUUAGCUCAUCAAUUAGGGAUAGCUUUUCAAAGUGUAAUGUAGCUCUGCUGUCAAAAGGCUUAAUAUUUUUAAAUUGAUAUAGCACUACAAUCUCAGAGACAUAGCUCAUUUAUUAACUGCUUGUUGAGUAGUAAUUUGAUUCUGUUAGUUAUUUUAAAAAAUAUGACUAGUUUUUCAAAAAAAAAGCUUUAGAUUGAUGAAGGAAACAGUACGCAAAGCAAGAGAUAAUCAUAUUUAUAUGGAUAAUUUUUUUAAGUAAACUAAUAUGAAGUUUUAGCAAUAAUUCUAGUCACUUAUAAUAUCUUUCUUUCUCAGAGAAUACAUAUGCUUGUGGAGCACUUGUAGGAAGUCCCUCACGCAUUCUCUAGUAAGUUCAUACAAAAAUGCUCAAGAGACGAUAUUUGUAGCAUUGUUCCCAAUAAUCAUUUUUUGUCAAAGUCUCUGGUCUAGUUAUCAUUGGUUUCCUGUAGUUAAAAAAUUCUUCAGUUGUCUUUUUUUUUUUUUUUUUUUUUUUUUUUUUUUUUUUUUUUUUUUUUUUUUUAAAAAAAAGCUCUUGACACUUUCUUUUGUCGCAUUGUGUGAAUUAGUGUGUCAUCUUAUUACUAAGAAGCAGGUGUAUUAUCAGUAUCUCACAGUACCGUGUACGUUAUCUUGAGAACUCCUCACAAUAACAUGUCCUGUGGUCACUAACUGGUGUCAUAUAUUUAAAAAUAUGUCCAUACAAACACUGAGUAGCUGUUUUUCAUAUUGGUGGAUUCUGCAUUUUUGAAACUUCUUUUAUAUAUUGCAUGGCACCUGUUUGCUCAUGCCCAGUGUUCUUUGCCAGUGUGUGAUAAUUUCAACCUUGAAUCUUCUGAUAUCCCUACUUGGUUGCAGAUAAAGCUGUUACGGUAAUUUUGUCUUUAUUUAUUGUGCCCAGCUAAAGAGUGUGUUUGAAUUUACUUAGAAUUGUUUUUCUUCUUUUUCCCAGCCUCUUUUCAUUCAUUCACUGUAUUCAUUUUUAUAUUCUUCUGUCUGCUCAAAUGUUGUAAGGUAAGCUGCUCAGUUAAUUUGUAUUUAUGAAUUGCGAUUCUAAAUUUCAUUCUAUUGUGAAUGAUUUCUUUUUUUCAUCAGUAAGGUUAAGUUCAAAAUUUUCUACAUAUUUGACUGGCAUCUGUCAUCUCUGCGCCCUGAUCUGAUGGUAUAUCUGAUUCCCCCUCCCCUUAUAGAUCUUCUGUGAUUCAGUUUAAGUCAUAAUAUUUUCCCGAGCAUUUUCCUUUCUUGUUUUUCUAUGAGUUUUUAUUUGAGAUCUGCCAGUAGUUGUUAUUUAUACCUUCAGUUUCAUUUCAGUGUUUCCUAAUCACCUUUCCUUUAUCUAAAUUGGACAGUAGUGGUGAUAAUUAAUCCACUUAUCUGACCUCAAUUUUGAUUUAGAACAGUUCAUCAACUUCUUCCAAAAGGGUAACUUUUGAUGUUGUGUUGCUCAAGACUUGUUGGAUCAGUUCUCUAUGAAAGUCCUCUAGUACAUCAAACUGUGUUUGCCCAUACAUAAUCGUAAGCUUUUUUGAACUCGAUAUAUGUAACAACUGUGUGUUUAGUGUCUCGUAACUUCAUGUGACAUCUACACUCAUGUACCGGUAUGUAUAGUAUUCUCUCUCUGGCAAAAAAAAGGUAAAGCAUAUUAUAAAAAUGACUUUGUGCUUUGUGAAUCAAUGUUAGUGAACUCCAGGCAUGUAAAUUGUUUGUAUGGCAUCCAAAUGUAUCAGAUUGCCUUAUAGCACAACAGGACAAGAAGUGGUCAACUUUCUCAAUUAAAUUAUUGCACCUCUCUCUCUUCCUCCCAGUCAAAAUUCACAUUAGCCCACGUAUCUGUCAUUAAUUUUGACUAGAUAGCCAGGAGCAGCAACUUCUGACACUCUAUAUCUUUCAACAAGGUGAAACAGUGCAUUGAACCAGUCCUGUCCAUGGAUGAGUUAUCACAUCCAAGUGCCAAGCAGCUACUAAAUUCUAGUUUGGGGAGGUAUAUUUAACUUGUUUAUCAGACUUAUUAUGACCAGCAACCACAAGAUAUUUCCAUUUUUUAAGCUCUAUAAACUUUUCCCGUAUCUUCUUCUUCUUCUUCUGUUAUUUUCAAAUGUGUAAUUUAAUCACUACAACUUUUUCAAACUCCACGUGGAGUAACUCAAAACUUACUGACCACUCCUUCUACCUUAAGAUAAUGACAUGCACAUUGCAAAGAAUUCCUUCAUGAAGAGAGAGACACAUCAGAUCAGAUCUUUCAGUUUAUUCCGUGACUUCCUGAUCAGGCUAACCAGCCUAAGACCUUCUUUCUUCAAUGUCAAGAAUUCUGCCAUGUCUCUGUAUACUAUUUCAUACAAAACCAAAGUAAACAGUAACGCUAAUGGCUUCUGCCACCUACUAAAGACUGAAAGCCCCCUAUAUUGCCGUUUGAUCCCUUGACUAUUGACCGACUUUCUUAAUUCAUCCUUUUGUGUGAAUCCUUCCACUUGAUCCAUUGUGAUCAAGAAGCACCUUCUUCAGGGUUUUAAAUGGAUUGUCUUGUUUAAUCAAAGAGUAGUCCACUGAAGCUCACUGUCAUAUUUUAUUUUAAUAACAGCAGCUUGUGAUAAUUCUCAUAGUUGAAACUUGACUUUCUGGUAGAUGAAAUUGGUCAUUUGAAAGUUGAUCAAAUUUCAUGGCUAUGCCAUUUAUAUGUGAUACCUCACAUAGUGGUGUUAGGUGUAAAUAUGGCCAAACAGUACAUUCCCCAACAUCGCAUCAAAGAUGGCAGAUGAGAUUAUGUAGUUAUGUGCUUGGCACUGUGUCUGCUGGAUCUGAAUUGGCUUGUGAUAUUGGCUAAGAAGUGAGUGAUGUAUUUUGUGCCCCCCUUUCACUCAGUAUUACCUCCUCCUCCAAAAUACAACUCUUAAUAGUAAUACUAUGUUGCUUAGAAGGAUAAGCCAGCAAUUAAAAUGUGUCAGAAGCUGCUUACUGAUAAUAUCUUCUUCUUUUUUUAUUCUUGUUUUGCACUCCAAGCAUUAUUCCUGUGCCUGUUAUAGUGCCCCUCUCUUCCUUAAUCUUCCCAGGUUUAUUCAGCCUACCUGAUAUUAAUUUCUGAUAUUGUAGGGUAGUCUGCCACCCUGGGCAGUGUUCUACCAAUUAUGCACUACCAUUUGUGGAAAUUGCAACACCAAGAAGGAAACGCAUGAAUUCAAUUAAUUUAAUACCACAGGUUAGGUACAUGACAAGUAACAAAUGAUUACCUUUUCAAAACUGUACAUGUCCUUUGAGCCCUACUAUUCAGUAUAUCUUGUGGCCACCAUGUGCUGCAAUUAGAGCUGCUAUACACAAUAGUAUUCAAUCAAUAAGGUUCUGAAUACAUUCCUGUGGGAUUUCCCUCCACGCAGUUUGUACCCGAGCUCGCAAUUCCGUCCGUGACACCAACUACUGGAGGACCGUGAUGCACCAGGUGCUGACCAAACAUAUCCCAGACAGGCGACAUGUCUAGCGAACUUGCAGGCCAGGGAAUCAAUGGUACCCAUAGCUGUUUGAAGAAGGCCUGUACAUUCCCCACAAUAUGUGGGCGGGCAUUGUCCUGUUGAAAUGUGGCCUGUGGAGGUGCCUGAAGCAGAGGCAGUACCUCAGGCUCCACAACCUCCUUUAGGUACUAAUUGCUGUUCAAAAUGCCCGCAAUACGAACGAGGCAAGAUCGGUUGUUGUAACCUGUGGCGCUCCAAACCAUCACACCUGAGGUUUGUCCACUAUGCCGCUCCACAAAGCAGCCCUCCAGAUUGGGCUCACCACACGUACUGUCAGACACAUAAGUGGCCAUCACUGUACGACAUAUUGAAGCAGUACUCGUGCGAAAAGGUUACAUGUUGCCAAUCAGCACCCUAGUGACGGGUGUUCGCGUGCCCGUUGCAGUCAGAGGAGCUUGUAGUUUCUGGACAAUGGAAGCCGACAUAAUGGCAUGCGUGCAACCAGCCCAACCUGCUGUAGACGGCGACGAACCAUUGAUGCAGACAAGUUCACACCUGUUGCAGUGCUUCAGCGAUGAGCCGAUACUGUGGAUGACGCUGUACAGCCCGUAAUGGCCAUGUGGACAAGAUGAGGAUCAUCCCAUGCUGUGGUCAUGUUCCACGGUCCAGUUCCCGCUCGGCAGUGCAUACGACCUUCCUCUAUCCUCCGCUUCCACACACGCAUCACUUUUGUAGCAGCAUGCCUUGUGCGAGCUAGAUUGUCACAGUAUGACAACUCUGUUUCCGGCAGACUGAUCAUUCUGCCCCGUUCGAACUCGCUCACAAGCCGAUAUGGCUCCCUUUGGUGUCGACGAGGCAUCCUGGAACUCAUUGUGUUGUUUCCACCUUGUGUGACAGCUCUGCACCGAAUGCACUAGGCGCAACAACAACGCUGUCGGACCGACACGAGAGGGCUCAGCUUGGCCUAUGUGUACCCCAUCUCGCUGCAGAACGUAUCGCAUAUUGCUUGUACACCCGUUGCAAUUCCACCAAGUGUGGCGCUAUUUGAGUAAUUCCCUCUUGUUUUUGCACUUUUCACAAAUGGCCAUUCUGGUAUUGUAGGAUAGCCUGCCACCUUUGCCUUGUAUGGACAGUGCUCUAACAAUUAUAGUUUACAUUGUUGACACCUCACAACAUGACUCAAAAGUUUGAACUUGUCACUUGUUACCAUUUGCUGUAUUUACAAAACUUGUACAAGUGUGUAAGGGGACACACUCGCCCUCUGUAAAAGGCUGAUAAUAAAAUUAAGCUGCCAUUCCUUAAUACAUCACAAAAAAUUAAUGAUGUGGAGUUAAGACAAUAUAUGAGAUAGAAUAAUUAGACAGCAUAUAUCUAUGCCUUUGUAUCCAUUUAUUUGGUUCAUUUCAACCUUUUAAUGUCAUGGUUGUGUUGUUCAGUACGUCUCCUUUCCUCCCAUGUGUCUUUGCAUGUGUAAACAAAAAUGUUAAUAAAUUGUUGGCUGAAUUGAAUACCUUUCAAGCCAUAAUAAGGAAAAUACACAACUGAGUAGUAAAGGAUAAAGUGGAGGUUGUAGAGGUUGUAGGACUGUCAGAAUAAAGCCUCCUCCCCAAUUUACAUAACUAUGUCUUCUUCCAUUAUGGCUUCUGUAAGACCACACGUAGCUGCUUCAUGGAAUGCAUUUUCUUCUUCUUCUUCUUCUUGCAGAAAAUCUUAAUUUUUUUACUUCUGUUCUUAUUAUGCCUCUCUACUACAAGUUUGAUGUCAACAUAUUUCUUAUUUUUGGAAAAGAUUUUCUUGCUAUUGCCAGUUUGCAUUUUAUGUUCUCUUUUGCAUUUUAUGUUCUCUAUACUUCUUCCAUUAUCAGUUAUUUUGUGCCCAAAUAGCACAACUUGCCUACCACUUCUCAGCCCUCAGUUCCUAAUCUAAUUCCCUCUGCAUCACAUGAUUUAGUUCCACUACACUCCAAUUAAUCUUGUUUCAAUUUUGUGGACAUUCAUUUUAUAACCACUUUUCAAGACUCUAUCCAUUCCAUUCAACUGAACUUACCAAGCCCUUUGCUACCUUUACAGAAUAACAAUGUUAUCAGCAAAUGUGAAAGUUUUUUUUCUGCUCCUUGACCUCUUAAAUUCAUUUCCCGGCAUUCUUCUUCGUUUCCUUUUCGGUUUUCUGUAUGUACAUACAUGUUUCAUUGUCAAACAGGGCCACUCAUGGUUGCACAGACUGUGACCUAGUUGUGAAUAAAGACAUUGAUCCAGGAAGUACAGAAUUAUUUUCUUUAUUUCCAGUCAGUGAAUUUUUUGUGAUCACUGACUUGAAUUAAAGAAACUCACUCAUGGCUAUUGGUUGUUCAGCCUUUUUGUACUAUAUAGGAGGCAAAGCUGUUAAAACAUAAAGUUGUUGAAAUAUUUUUUUUUUUAUUUUUGCCUCAAAAUUUGGUCUUCCUCCACCACUCUACCUCCAACAAACCCCUUCCCUCCACCAAUUUUCAGCAUCCUAGUUUGGCUCUCAAUGUUGUAAUAUUAAUGUAGCUCAUCCUAUCAUUAAUUCAAACAAUGGAAAAUCCUAGAUGGGCUUUACCAUUAAUUCAAAAAAAUGUUCAAAUGUGUGUGAAAUCUUAUGGUACUUAACUGCUAAGGUCAUCAGUCUCUACGCUUACACACAACUUAACCUAAAUUAUGCUAAGGACAAAUACACACACCCAUGCCCAAGGGAGGACUCGAACCUCCGCCGGGACCAGCCGCACAAUCCAUGACUGCAGCGCCUUAGACCACUCGGCUAAUCCCGCACGGCUAACAUUAAUUCAGUUUCAUUCUAAGACUGGUAGUUUAUAUGAAGGUUAUUAUGCAUUUUUUCAUUAAUCCUUGAACACAGUGUUAUAUUUUUGUUACAAAAUUAGAGACAAUGUUUCCUGAUUUGUAACUGUAACCAAACAAACAUGAAGUGUAGUAUCUCUUUUAGAGCCUCCAAAAUACCCACUAUGCAACACCAGUUUUCACAUUUAGUAGUCAUAAGAUUUAAAUUCCCAUCUAGUCAUGCUGAUAUAGGUUUCCCAUUGUUUCUUGUAGCAACACAAGGAAAAUGAUGGGAUGCUUCUUUCUUAGAGGACACUUCUGAUUUCCAUCCCAUCUCUGUUUCUAGUAUUAACCGAUAAUCAUCCUCCUUCCAACACCAGUAUGGUCAAUGAAGCAUAAAAAGUGGGCAAAUUGUUUCUUGAACUGCUCUCUCCCACUGUGAAAAUUUUUUAUUGUACUGAGUUAGAACGCAAACGGUGCAAAAAUGACAACUGACAACUUUUUUAAGAGACAUUUGGCCCCAUGUCAUAGGUACCUGCCACUGUUGAUAGGCUCAUAAUAAAUUUGUCUCUCAUGGUGAUGACUAAAGAUUAUGCUAUCAACAGAAAUCUGUGGGCACUAUUUUGAAUGGAAAAUAUUUUUCAUUGAGAAUGUGUGGAGGCAGGAGUCGGAAUUGGGUGUGGUUUCUGAGAUGGUAAGGUAUGUAAUAUUGCCCAAAUCAGGAAUAUUAUUUUAAUGUCGUUGGAUAAAACUGUGCCUAUGGGAGAUGUGAAUAAUGAAGAUGAUCAUUAUGUAAUCUGUUGUACUUUUACUGUAGCUAGUCAAUUUUAGAAGCCUCAGUGUGCUGGUAACUUAUGUUUAUGGGAUUCUAGGAUUUUUAUGUAUUCAGUGUGUCACAAUUUCCUAUGGCAAUAAGCAGUUUUCAAUUCCAAUGAACUGCAAGUAUAUAUUAAGACAGGGUUCUGAGAUUGCAGAAUUCGAAUUUACAAUCAGUCCUAAAUAAUAAAGAUUCCGCAGUAAUAACAUCAUUUCCUUACAAUUCGAUAUUAUGAGUACUGCAAUGUGCCUAGCAAUAAACAAACUCCAAAACUGUUUGCACCUAAUUUCAGCUGUGUUCAAAACCAGGAAUUAAGCAAACUCAUUAACAUUGUACUUUGUAAAUUACAGUCUUUAGUACAACUGCUGCACACCCAAGCUUGUUUUGGCAGUGAACCGUAUGAAAAUUUACUUACACAGAUAACAACAUUUUAAUGAGUAUGUGUAAAAGUAACAUGCAGCUCAUUGCCUCUGUGGUCAUUGUCAAAUAGCUUUGAUAGCUGAUAAGGCUUACUAGACUGCAUUUGAGUGAGUCUAGACAGAAUACUGCUCUUUCAACAAUUAUUUGUUACUCUCUGUACCAACAACAGGCAAAAAAAGAUCUCACCAAAUUCUGCUUUCUCUUCUGGCUCUCUUAUGUGCAGGAAGCUGUGUGUUGCUUCAAACGCCGAGAAAGCUUUGAUGCUGUUAUUAUUAGUUCAGUGGAUGUCAGUGAACAUAAGAAAAUUGUGGAAUAACAGUUUCACAUGUCAGUAAUACUGUAAUCAGUGGGCUACCUUAUUGGCUAUUUUAAGGUAAAUAAUUUUGUAAAAUUCUGUCUUAAGAUUAAAACGGGACUUGUUCUUGCUCCACUCAGCAUUUUUAGACACACAUAUUGUAGCAGAUUGUAGUACUGGGAUUGAAACUACAAAAUAAUAGUUGUACAAAUAAUUUGUGUCUUGUUAUUUACAUAGUGAGGGUUAAUUUAAGUGAAUUGUUUAAAAUCUGUUAGCGCCCAAUGGAAAUUAUUUUUGUGCACAGUUUAUGGGCAUUGUUGGAGUACAGGCUUUUAUCAGUUUUAGGUCAGUUGUGUGUGGAAUCUUACACAGUUAAAUGUAGUUUUACAAUGACAAACAGUCACAGAUAACUCUAACCUACACGAUCUGCACUGAAAUUUACAGUGUUCCCAAAGAAUUUAUUAAGUCAAAUAUUUCUUUGUAACUCAUUUGCAAUAGUUAUACAUUUAUGUUUAGUUUCUAAUAAUGUGCAGUUUAAUGAUUUUGGAUAUUCAUUUAGGAUUUGAAAGUGUAAUGGUAAGUCUUGUUUUGUAUAUUUUAUCUCACUCUGUGAGCCUACCAUGAAAGUUUUUGUCAUUUAGCAUAAACAUUUUAUAGGGAAAAAAUACCAAAGUUUUGCAGUACCUUGUUGUAUAUCUGUAGUUUUAUGAAAAUGUGAAGGCCUGAAGACAAUGAAAUGCUAAACUUAUUAACAAGCAUUUUGAAGGCUCUGUGUAUGCUAGAAAUUAUUGUAAAGUGAAUGUGAUUUGUAGGAGAGUUGUCUCUGUAUAAUGCUCAUAUAAAUUUGAAGCAGUUGUUAUUUUUUUAACAAAACAAUAAUACAUUAUGUACUAUAGGAUUGUAUAGUGUAACGUUAAGACUGACCUAUCCAUUAUGUGUUUGUCAAAUCCAAAGAUUUUUAAGGCUACCUUUAUUAUAGUAAAUUUAGUUUUCUAUCUUUAUGAUUCUUACAUAUCACUUUCUUUUGUAUUCUAGCCAACACUACUGCUAAUUAUAAAACAUGAACUGUAGCACAGAAUGAGAUUAAUACAGUUAACUGAUACAAAAUAUUCUGAGAGAUUCAAAAUUUCCCUUUUAGUCUGAAGAAAAUUUAUUCCUGCUGAGAUACUCUGUUGCACUAACCAAAAUCCUUUGCAUUUACUCUUAGAGGAAAUGAAUUAUCCAUGUGAGUAGUUAAUACUGCUUGGUCAUACUUCUUCCACCCUCUUCCACCCAAUCAGCCCUGUAAGUUCACUGGUUUCAGCAAAGUGAGUGAAAUGUAAUUUUAUUUCUUUCAUUACAUUUUUUCCAGCUGACUUAAUUCUUGUACGAAAUGUGACAUAUUUGUGUGUAACAUCCAAUAUACAUGCACUUUUUUAAGUUAAUUGUUACAGUAAUUUAUUUUCUACUCAGCUUUUACUGUGUGUAAUUUUUACAAAUAAAAGGGUUGAUUUUUA
Messenger RNA from Schistocerca gregaria, 11335 nucleotides. RefSeq names its product beta-1,4-glucuronyltransferase 1-like. Gene Ontology annotation, molecular function: glucuronosyltransferase activity. The record is from RefSeq and is a predicted model, not a curated record. NCBI's taxonomy places the organism in Eukaryota, Metazoa, Arthropoda, Insecta, Orthoptera, Acrididae. The transcript is spliced from 8 exons. Bases 292 to 1575 code for a protein of 427 amino acids.